Messenger RNA from Closterium sp. Naga37s-1, 1767 nucleotides. Lineage: Eukaryota; Viridiplantae; Streptophyta; Zygnematophyceae; Desmidiales; Closteriaceae. The record is from the annotation of a GenBank genome assembly.
AUGGCUGGUGGCGGCCGUAAACCCGCCGCUCCGCGUACAAACUCCGAGGCACCGCACAGCACCGCUCUGCGCCGCUCCACGCGGGCAGCAGCAGCAGCUUCCGCCGCGGCCGCUCGUUCCGGCGACGACCCAGCCGCUGACGACGCCGCGAUUGACGCUGCGACUGGCGGGAAAAACGCGGAGGCGGAAGCCGCGGGGAAAGGGCGUGCGGGGAAAGCGGGGGUCAAGCGCGCGAGAGAGGUACCCAGCGGGAGCGGGAAGGGGGAAGCGGGGAAGGGCGCGGUUGGGGGAGGUUGGACGGGGGGGAGGGCGCGGUCACUGGGAAGAGGGGGAGCGGCAGCAGGGGGGAAAGGGAAAAGGGGGAAAGCCGCAGCACUGAGCGAAGAAGAAGAGGAGGAGGAAGAGGAGGAGACGGAGGAGGAAGAGGAGGAGGAUGAAGAGGAGGAGGAGGAGGAAGAGGAGAAGGGGAAGAAGAAAGGGAGAAAGAGGGGAGUACCCGCGGGCCCACGUGGUCAGCAGGCUAAGGGGAGCAAGCCAGUAGAAUUGGGACACGUGGAGUCACAAGAGCCAGAGUCGCAACCAGAAUCACAGCCGUUGGAGUCACAGGAAGAAAAAGAGGAGGGCAGGGAGGGAAAAGAAACCGUUCCCGAAGGGCAGGUGAAAAAAGGCCGGGGUGGGGAAGGGGAGGGGGACGGGGAGGGGAGUGGGGGGAAGGGUACAGAGAAGGGGAAGGGGAAGAAGAAAGGGGGAAGGGGAGCAGGUAAGGGGAAGGCGGGCGGAGGGGAGGAGGGGGAAUCGCAGGAUCCAGCUGGCGAGUCGCAAGAUCAUACGGCAACUGUGGACGCUGACGUGGCGGCUGACGUGUCUGCUGACGUGGCGGCUGAGGCGACCGUGCUGUGUCGAUUGGCCGAGAGGGAGCGUGCUGACGUGGUGUGCCUGCAGGAGACGAAGCUGCAGGAGAAGGACGUGGGGGAGAUUCAGAAGGCUCUGUCUCCCACGUUCCCGCAUUCCUAUUGGAGCUGUAGCACAGCUAAGCUUGGAUACUCCGGCACGGCAGUGCUGUCUAAGGUGCCUCCUCUCUCGGUGCGCUAUGGCAUCAACAAGCCAGAGCACGACAAGGAGGGGCGAGUGGUGACGGUUGAAUUUGCCCCCUUCUUCCUCGUCUGCUGCUACACCCCCAACUCUUCUGAGAAGCUAGUCCGGCUGGACUAUCGCACCAAGGAGUGGGACGUCGAUUUUGGCAGCUACGUCAAGGAACUGGAGCAGCAGAAGCCCGUGAUUGUCACCGGAGACCUCAACUGUGCGUUCGGGGAGAUUGAUAUUUUCCACCCCGAGGGCAACCGCAGGAGCUCGGGGUUUACCGAUGAGGAGCGGGCGUCGUUUGCCGCUAACCUGCUGGGCGUGCCCUGGGAAGGGGAAGAGGAGGGGGAGAAGGGGAAAGGGGGAGAGGGAGGAGAGGGAGGAGAGAAGGGUGAGAAUGGAAGUGGAGGGAAGAAGGGGGGAGGGGAGGGGAAAGGGGAGGGUGGAGAUGAGGGUGGGAGAGGGGAGGAACGUGGGUUGGUGGAUACGUUUCGGCAGCAGCAUCCCAAUGCCGUGGCGUAUACUUACUGGGGUUACCGGUCGAAAGCAAGACCUGCUAAUAGAGGAUGGCGUCUGGACUACUUCCUUGUAUCCCAGGCACUAGCAUCAAGAGUGCAUGACUCAUACACCAUGCCCGAUGUGCCUGGUAGCGACCAUUGUCCCCUGGGACUUGUGUUGAAGAUGUGA